Messenger RNA from Aspergillus niger, 7677 nucleotides. RefSeq lists its product as uncharacterized. Gene Ontology annotation, biological process: fatty acid biosynthetic process; secondary metabolite biosynthetic process. The transcript has 10 exons. Lineage: Eukaryota; Fungi; Ascomycota; Eurotiomycetes; Eurotiales; Aspergillaceae. The record is from RefSeq and is a predicted model, not a curated record. The coding region runs from base 1 to 7677 and encodes 2558 amino acids. Gene Ontology annotation, molecular function: oxidoreductase activity; phosphopantetheine binding; fatty acid synthase activity.
AUGGCCGGCGAGUAUUCAACGGCCCCGAUGGCCAUCAUAGGCAUGACCUGCCGCUUCUCUGGCGGCGCCACGAGCCCCGAGAAGUUGUGGGACAUGAUCGUACAACGGCGAUCCGGCUGGUCGGAGAUACCAACCUCACGAUUUAAUGCAAAUGGCCUUUACCAUCCAAACGGCGAGCGGGUGGGGACGACCCACGUGAAAGGCGGUCACUUUCUCGAAGAUGAUAUUGCCUGCUUCGAUGCGGCCUUCUUCGGCAUGGCCUCAGAAACCGCUAGUGCUAUGGACCCGCAAUAUCGGAUGGAACUCGAGGUUGUCUACGAGGCUCUGGAGAGCGCGGGGAUUCCAAUGGAGUCCAUUAAAGGAACGAAUACGUCAGUAUAUGGGGGUGUGAUGUUUCGCGACUACCACGACACUCAUAGCCGUGACUUGGACACGCUACCUCGAUACUUUAUGACAGGCAAUGCUGCCACGAUGGCGUCGAACCGCAUUUCCCACUUUUAUGACCUUCGCGGGCCGAGCAUGACCGUUGAUACAGGUUGCUCCACAAGUCUGACGGCUCUGCACCUGGCUUGCCAGAAUUUGCGCAAUGGAGAAUCCAACAUGUCUAUCGUGACGGGAGCAAGUCUCAUGAUAAACCCCGACGUUUUCCUCAGCAUGUCCAAUAUCGGCUUUUUGUCGCCCGACGGUAUAUCGUAUGCCUUUGACAGCCGUGCCAACGGUUAUGGGAGAGGUGAAGGAGUGGGUGCCUUACUCGUUAAGCGAUUAGACGAUGCUCUGCGCGAUGGCGACUCCAUCCGCGCCAUCAUCCGCGAGACCGGGGUGAACCAGAACGGUAAGACCCCCAGCAUCACAGCCCCACAACAAGCAGCCCAGGAAGCCUUGAUCCGCCAGUGUUAUGAACGGGUCAACUUGGAUCCCGCACAGACUACAUACGUUGAGGCGCACGGAACCGGUACUCCAGCCGGCGAUCCGCUGGAGGUCGGCGCGCUGGCAGCCGCGUUGGGAGGCAGUCGAUCGGCGGAGCACCCGUUGUAUCUCGGCUCUAUCAAGGCCAAUAUUGGACACACUGAGGCUGCCAGUGGCGUGGCCAGCGUCAUAAAGGUGGCCCUAGCGCUGGAGAAGGGACAAAUUCCGCCGAAUACGCAACUGAAUACACCGAACAGUGAGCCGCGGUUAAAUGAUAGAAACAUGGAGGUUCCUGUAUCAACGCAAAGAUGGCCUGUGGGGAAGGGUCCCCGACGUGCCUCCGUCAACAAUUUCGGUUUUGGCGGUAGCAAUGCUCAUGCCAUUUUGGAAUCGCCCCCGGUAGGUUCCACCAACGGCACCCAUGUAAAUGGAACGCACGCAACAAACGGAACGGCUGGAAUGAACGGCACAACUGGAGAAAAUGGGGCAAAUCGAACGAACGGGCAGCUAAAGAGCAAUGGUCCGGUGGUAAAUGGCAACAAAACCAACAUUUUCAAAAGGGAAAUCCCAUGGGUGUUCCGCUUGAGUGCAAAGGAUGCCCAGACUUGCCAGCAGAUGGCCGCCGACCUAAGUGCCUAUAUAGAGUCCCACCCACCAGUCGACGAGGAAGCCUUCCUAGACCGCCUUGCAUACACCCUGGGAUCGCGCCGUUCUGUCUUCCCAUGGACCGCAGCUGUGUCGGCCAGGUCUCUGGCAGAUUUAACACGGGCACUGGACGAUGAUGAGCGUUUGGUGCCGUCACGCGCAGCCCCCUCUUUACGGUUGGGAUGGGUAUUCACUGGCCAAGGGGCUCAGUGGUAUGCUAUGGGUCGUGAACUAAUUGCCACUUACCCGGUAUUUCGGUCAACCAUUUUGGAGUGCGACCGCUACAUGACGGAGAUGGGGUCGACGUGGACAUUAAUGGAGGAACUGCAUAGAGAGGAAUCCACUUCACAGGUCAACAACAUCAUCUACAGUCUGGGUCUGGCCACCGCCAUCCAGAUAGCCCUGGUGGAGCUGCUAUGGUCCUGGGGCAUCCAUCCCACAGCUGUGACAGGUCAUUCGAGCGGUGAGAUUGCAGCAGCGUAUGCAUCGAAAGCCCUGGACAUGAAGUCAGCCAUUGGCAUUGCUUACCUUCGUGGAGUGUUAGCUGAGAAGUUUGAUGACAAGAUUCUCGGCAAAGGGGGCAUGAUGGCCGUUGGGCUUGGACGUGAAACGGUUGAACAUUACCUUAGUCGCGUCACUGCGGGGUACUGCGUCGUGGCCUGCGUAAACAGCCAGUAUAGCGUCACAAUCUCAGGUGAUAUCCCAGCAAUCGACCAGCUUGAACAGUUGCUGCAGGAAGACCAAGUCUUCGCUCGGCGUCUCCGCGUCAAUGGGGCGUUCCACUGCGAGCAGAUGCGCCCUAUGGCUGACCUAUUCGAUUGGAGUCUACGCUACCUGCUCACCCCUCAUCCCGACUUCGGGUCAGUCCUGUUCUCCUCCCCCAAGACAGGCUCGCGCAUCCAAGACGGCACUGUACUAGCGACCUCGUCGCACUGGGUAGGAAAUAUGUUGCAGGCGGUUGAGUUCGAGAGCUCCUUCCGUCAUAUGUGUUUUGGUGAUCCAAGCCCAAAAGGCGCCAAAGACACCCAAGAUGUCGACCUAGUACUCGAGAUCGGGCCACAUGGAGCGUUAGGGGGUCCGAUUCAACAGCCCAUGACCCUCCCCGAAUUUGAGGGUAGUGGGAUCUCUUACCUGCCCACUCUGGUACGAAAGCAGGAUGCCGUCUUCGCCAUGCAGCGCCUAGCGAUUGAACUAACUCACAGAGGCUACCCCGUCGAUCUCAAUGCCGUCAACUUCCCCCACGGCCCGCCCUCUCUUUCCAUCUUGCACGACCUUCCAUCAUACCCAUGGAAUCAUAGCACGAGAUACUGGCUCGAACCCCGGCGAAACCGAGCCGACAGACAGCGGCAAGCGCCGCCCUCGGAUUUGGUAGGUUACUCUCAACCAAGCAUCACGCCGCUUGCACACACUUGGCGCCACAUUAUUCGCUUAACAGAUCUGCCCUGGCUGGGAGAUCACCGGGUGCAGUCGAGCAUUGUCUUCCCCGGUGCUGGCCUGAUUAGUAUGGCCAUAGAGGGCAUGCGGCAAGUGGCGGCGGGCCGCCAGCAAACUGUGUCCGCGUACGAGCUGCGCGACGUAGAUAUUGCCAAAGCCCUCACGGUGCCCGAGGCAGAUGAGGGAGUCGAAGUGCAAUUAAAUAUCCGCCCGUGUGAUGAGCAGAUGCUGGGGACGAAGGACUGGCUGGCUUUCCAGAUCUUCUCCGUCUCUGGCGACAGCCGCUGGACGGAGCACUGCAGUGGACGAAUCUCAGUUAUCGCAACCUCUGACAGCACUCCUCUCCCGUCUGCCAUACCAUCACAGUCGGAGGACCUGUAUAACCGCCGCAUUGACCCCCGCUAUAUGUGGGCAGCCAUGCGAUCCGUGGGCAUAUACCAUGGGCCUCUGUUUCAAAACAUCCACCAAGUACUGGCGAAGCCGUCCGCAUCUCGCACCAUUUUUGCUAUCGCGGAUACGGCUGCCGCCAUGCCGAAGAAGUCCCAGACACCCCAUGUGCUGCAUCCCACCACGCUGGACUCGGUCUUCCAGGCUGCCUAUACACUUUUGCCUGAGUCUGGCGCGCGUCUGCCUUCCGCCAUGGUUCCCCGCCAUAUUCGGUCUGUCCGAGUGUCAGCGCAGAUCUCCAGUAGUCCAGCACAUGAGCUGGAGGCAUAUGCCACGCUGAAUCGGGAUUAUGACGCGCAGUCAUUCGAGACAUCCCUCACUGUGGUGGACGCCAAGGACAGGAACAGCCCGGUGCUCGAAGUGGAUGGCUUGACCUGUCAGUCACUUGGACGAGCCCUGGAUCGUGAGGCAGAUCCACACGAGAAUGAAAUCUGCAGCCGGUGGGAAUGGGCUCCAGAUAUUGGCACACUUGAUGCGGCCGCCUGCAAGGACCGGAUUCGCUGUGCGCCAGAGGCAGCGGAGAUAGAGACGAUGCGCGACCUCCGCCAAGCCACUAUUCUAUACAUCCUUGACAUUGUCUCCAGCCUGACGGUGACAGAUGUUCAGCAGUUGCGGGGACAUCUUAAGAAAUUCUACGUGUGGAUGGUGGAGCAGCUGAAAAAAGCCAGUCGCAAUCAGUUCGCGCCCGACAGCGCCCAGUGGCGCGAUAUCAGCGCGGCGGACAAGGCAGCCCUGUACGAGAAGGUCGGUCGGACCAGUGUGAAUGGUGAGAUGCUCUGCCGAUUGGGUCCACUUGGAGCAUCUUUUCUACGGCAGGAAAUGGCUCCUUUAGAGGUAAUGUUGGAAAACCGGCUUUUAUUCCGCUACUACCUCGAGGCGCUGAAAUGGGAUCGGUCGACACGCCAGGUAAGUGAGCUCGUCAGGCUCUGCACGCACAAGAAUCCCCGAGCCAAGAUUCUAGAAAUCGGAGCCGGCACAGGAGGCGGUACGCAGGUGAUCUUGGAGGCCCUGGGCAAAGAGAAUGGUUCCUCGACGGGCGCUCGAUUUGGCCGAUAUGACUUCACGGAUAUCUCUGCGGGCUUCUUCGAGGCUGCCAAAGAACGCUUCGAAGACUGGGCGGACUUGAUGAACUUCCAGAAGCUAGAUAUUGAACACGAUCCCGUGGCUCAAGAGUUUGAAGAGGGCUCCUAUGAUGUAGUAAUUGCCUGCCAGGUGCUUCAUGCCACCAAGUCGAUGGAUCGUACUCUCACACACGUUCGCAAGCUUCUGAAGCCCGGGGGCAAAUUGAUUCUAAUGGAGACCACGCGCGACGAACUAGAUGUUUUCUUCGCAUUCGGCCUUUUGCCAGGAUGGUGGCUGAGCGAGGAAGAGGAACGUCGAACUACCCCAUCACUCACCCUGCCAUUCUGGAACCAGGUUCUAUCCCGUAACGGCUUCACCGGGUUGGACCUUGAGGUCCACGACUGCGACAGUGAGGAAUUCUACGCUUUCAGCACAAUUCUCUCCACCGCUCAAGCCCCUGCUUCAUCUAUAACAUCACCCGUGACUAUCGUCACUGGCACAUCGCCACCGCCGACAUCUUGGAUGAGCGAGCUUCAAACAGCCGUGGCAGCUCAUAUCGGAUGUCAGCCAGUAAUUGCGACGUUGGAGACAGUUACCCCCCAGGGUAAUAUCUGUAUCUUUCUCGGCGAGGCAUACGAGCCCCUGCUGGACCAUGUCAGUAACCCAGUCGAAUUUGACCGUAUCAUACAUCUGGCCACAAGAUGCAAGGGCCUCCUGUGGGUCACCCGCGGCGGGUCUUUGGACGUCGACAAACCGGCCAUGAGUCUGUCCCAAGGGUUACUGCGCACCCUGAAGUCAGAAUAUCAAGGCAAAUCCUUUAUUUCCUUGGACGUGGAUCCACGACGGUCUCCAUGGACUGCGGAAGUAGUCCAAGCCAUAUCCCAGAUUUUUCCCGCUUCGUUCAGUGAGACUACUGACCCUGCCACGCGUGAGUUCGAGUAUGCAGAGCGCGAUGGGGUCCUACACAUUCCCCGUACCGUGAAGGAUAUCCCCAUGAACAGAAACAUUUUCCCUGAGAGCGACACGACUGAGAAGACCAUCCAUUGCCGGUUCCGAGAUGCGGCCCGUCCCCUUCGCAUGAAGAUCGGGACCCCAGGGCUCAUCGACACCUUGGUCUUCCACGACGAUUUAGACGCAAAAUCCGACCCGUUGCCUGCAGACUGGAUUGAAUUCGACCCCACGGCUUUUGGUCUAAACUUUCGCGAUGUCAUGGUAGCAAUGGGCCAGUUGGAGGCCAAUGCCAUCAUGGGCUUCGAGUGCGCGGGCACCAUCGUCCGGCUGGGAGCCACUGCGGCAGCGAAGGGCUUUGCAGUUGGCGAUCGUGUAUGUACGCUACUCAGGGGCCACUGGGCGACGCGGCCUCGAGCACCCUGGACCAGCGUGAUGAGGAUCCCUCAACAUCUAAGCGACCAGGAGGCCGCCUCUUUUCCCACUGUCUUUGCUACCGCCUACAUUGCCCUGCACGAAACUGCCCGCCUCCAACGCGGCGAGUCGAUCCUCAUUCACGCUGCUACCGGAGGAGUCGGCCAGGCUGCGAUCCAGCUUGCCCAACUCAUCGGGGCAGAGAUCUAUGCCACCGCGAGUACUCCGGCAAAGCGGCAAUUGCUCCAUGAGACGUAUGGUAUCCCAGAGAACAAUAUCUUCUGCAGUCGAGAUCCAUCAUUCGCCACCGAUGUACAUUUGCGGACCGACGGCCGAGGUGUUGACGUCGUAUUGAACUCCCUUGCAGGCCGUCUGUUACAGGAGAGCUUCAACUGUUUGGCGGAAUUCGGUCGCAUGGUAGAGAUCGGCAAGCGGGAUCUCGAGCAACACAGCGGCUUAGACAUGUACCCGUUCACCCGGAACGUCUCUUUCUCGUCGGUGGACUUGCUGACAUGGCAGAGCCGGAGAGGCGCAGAUAUCUCUUGUGUCCUGCAAAGCCUCUCGAAGCUACUGGGCGAGAAGAAGAUCAUGCCGGUCUAUCCCCUCACACUAUAUCCUAUCUCACAGAUCGAAAAAGCCUUCCGAACUAUGCAGACUGGCCAACACAUGGGCAAGAUUAUUAUCUCUGUCGACGAACAGGAUACUGUGCCGGUGUUGGAGCGUCCCCCACCUUUCUCUUUGCGAUCCGACGCAUCGUAUGUCAUUGUCGGCGGCCUUGGCGGUAUUGGACGCGUCCUGUGUGAAUGGAUGAUGGCCCGCGGGGCACGGCAUCUGAUCAUCAUAUCGCGGAAUGCUCGUCCUGGACCUUUUGUGACUGAGCUUGAGCAACAAGGGUGUGAAGUUCGCACCCUCGCCUGUGACAUUGCGGCGGAGGAUCAGCUGGGGGCAGCACUGGCACAGUGUACUGACAUGCCUCCUAUUAAAGGCGUCAUCCAGGGCGCUAUGGUGCUCAAAGAUACAAUUCUCGAGCAAAUGACAGUCGGCGACUUCGAAGCGGCAGUACGCCCCAAAGCGCAGGGAAGCUGGAACCUGCACCAGCAGCUGGGCGACGUUGACUUCUUCAUCAUGCUUUCUUCCUUGAUGGGAGUUAUGGGAGCCGCCAGCCAAGCAAAUUACGCCGCCGGUGGUGCCUUCCAGGAUGCCCUGGCCAGGUACCGCCGCAACCGGGGUCUGCCUGCAGUGAGUCUGGAUCUGGGAAUCGUUCGAUCAGUAGGGUUCGUAGCCCAGACCGAUGGCGUGCAAGAACGUCUCGUCCAGAUGGGGGUUACCUCUCUGUCUGAAGAAACAGUUCUCCGGAUCCUCGAACAAGCCAUCAUGCAUCCCACAGGUCCACCCCAGAUCAUCACCGGUAUUAACACCGCCCCAGGUAAACACUGGGAAGAGGCCUCCUGGAUCCAAGACCCGCGCUUUGCCGCUCUGAGAUACCGCGACAGCACGCAGGUUGGAGCUUCCCGUGCUACUACGGGGACGACGAAACAGGGAAAGUUAAGGGAUCAGCUUGCAGAGAUUGCUUCCCCAGUGGAUGCUGCCGCGCUUAUCUGCCAGGAGCUGAUGCAGAAAUUAGCCAGCAUGUUUGGUCUGGUGGUCGAGGAGAUGUCUGCUACUCAAGAUCUGUCUUCCUAUGGAGUGGACUCGCUGGUGGCGGUGGAACUGCGCAAUUGGCUUGUCGCGCAGGUGGGUGCUGAGGUUUCCAUCUUUGAUUUGAUGCAGAGUCCGUCUUUGGAGGACUUAUCCCUCCGGGUGGCAACGAAACGGACGUAG